AUGGACAGCGGCGACGAAGAAGCCUCAGAGAAGUACCGCAUCCACUUGCGCCCCGCCACGCUACGCGACGCUGUCCCCGCCACACUGCACUUACUGCCCUGCGAGGUCCUGGCUGACCGGCCCGCCCCCGUCGGACGCUUCUUCACCCCGGCCAUCCGGCAACGGCCCGGCGCACUCGAGGUGUCCUUUCGGGGGCGCAUUCUGCGGGGCGAGGAGGUGGUGGUGCCGCCCAGCCUCGCGGGGUACGUGAUGGUGAUGGACGAGAAGGCAGAGGUGUUGGCAGGGUUAGGAAAGAAACAGGAAUCGAGAGGUUCGGAGAAGGGCGACGGGGAAGAGGAGCCGCAGCCGCUGGAGCGUGAUUUCGACCGCUUUAUCCGGGCCACUGCCAGUUUCGCCCGCUUCCACUUGUGGGGCCUGGAGACCGUUCCCGGCCCGGACGCCAAAGUGCGCGGGGCCUUGACCUGGCCCAGCCUGGCCGCAGCGAUUCACACGCAGGUGCCCGAGGACUGA
This is a messenger RNA of Orycteropus afer afer, 510 nucleotides long. RefSeq names its product ribonuclease H2 subunit C (gene RNASEH2C). Gene Ontology annotation, cellular component: ribonuclease H2 complex. Lineage: Eukaryota; Metazoa; Chordata; Mammalia; Tubulidentata; Orycteropodidae. The coding region runs from base 1 to 510 and encodes 169 amino acids. The record is from RefSeq and is a predicted model, not a curated record. The transcript has 4 exons. Gene Ontology annotation, biological process: RNA catabolic process.